Messenger RNA from Papilio machaon (common yellow swallowtail), 2116 nucleotides. RefSeq names its product knirps-related protein. Bases 495 to 1607 code for a protein of 370 amino acids. The transcript is spliced from 4 exons. Gene Ontology annotation, molecular function: sequence-specific DNA binding; DNA-binding transcription factor activity; zinc ion binding. NCBI's taxonomy places the organism in Eukaryota, Metazoa, Arthropoda, Insecta, Lepidoptera, Papilionidae. Gene Ontology annotation, biological process: regulation of DNA-templated transcription. The record is from RefSeq and is a predicted model, not a curated record.
CGCGCGCGCCGCCGCAGCAACACGUCGUCCGCGUUCGAUCUUCACGAAAAUGGAAUCGAUCGCACGACCUAAAGUAAACCAAAUGGAACUCGCAAACUAGACUGGAGCAUUCCGCAACUGAAAGUCCGCUAAAUAAUGUGUCAACAGAACAAAUAGAGACAAUAAACGUAACAGAGUGCACGCGCGAUUUCAGUUUAAGUUUUCAGUUAGAGCCUUCCUGUAAAUGAAACAUGCUGACACAUCUGUUUGUUCGCAUGAAAGUGACUGUAUUGUGACAUUUUGAAAUCGAUAGUACUGUUAAUUGAGGCGCGGAGUGUGCUCGCCGCUCGGCCAGUGCAAGUCGGAUAUUGACUUUGAAAAAAUUGCCGAAAUACUCAGUGUUGUGUUUGUGGGAUUUUCAACGGGAGCUGUGAUUUAUUUUGUUUUCGCCGAAAUUAUACAAAGAAGUAAAGGUACGCGUUAGCUAUAUCACAUACUUACGUCUCCAUAAAAAGAUGAACCAAAAGUGCAAAGUGUGCGGGGAGCCGGCGGCGGGCUUUCACUUCGGCGCGUUCACAUGCGAAGGUUGUAAGUCAUUCUUCGGGCGGUCGUACAACAACCUCAACUCCAUAACCGAGUGCAAGAACAACGGCGAAUGCGUCAUCAACAAGAAGAACCGGACGGCGUGCAAAGCGUGCCGACUGCGCAAAUGCCUUAUGGUCGGCAUGUCCAAGUCAGGCUCUCGGUACGGCCGGCGGUCCAACUGGUUCAAGAUCCACUGUCUGCUCCAGGAACAGCAGCAAGCGGCGCAGUCGAGGUCGCCGCCCAGAGUGCCACCAUCGCCACAUCAUCUCGCGCCACCUUUUCCACCGCAUCUCUUCCCGGGCCUGGCGAGACCGAGGACGAAAGAGGAACUAGCGUUACUCGGCCUCGACGACUACAAAGCGCCCUGCUCCGGCUCACCUGACUCUCACCGCAGCGGCUCCUCGCCCAAACUUGACGAAAAGUCGCGGCUCACACAAUCCCGGCCGCCGGAUAGACCGCUAACGCCUCCGAGAGACGCAUACGUUCCGCUCCCCUUAGCCAAUAUUUCCUUGCCCCACUUCCCCCAUUCGCCAUUCUUACCCCCUCCGCCUUUCAGUCCGUUCGCCGCGAACCAUCCCCUUCUAUUCCCGCCUGGCUUCCACCCGAUAUACUCUAGACAUUUGCUCGACCACGCUGCGCUGCGGCAGGCAGCUGAGAACAACAACGACGUGAGAAUCGACGACCACAACGCUGACUCAUCGAAGCGUUUCUUCUUAGACGAGAUUCUAAAACAUCAGCGAUCGACUCAGCCCACGCCACAGGAGGAUGUUAUAUCGGAAGCUGAAUUUGUUCCUACACCACCAGCGGAAAGGAGAACUUCGGAAUCGCCUCUCCAGGAGAACCCCAUGGAUCUCUCUGUCAAGUCUGACGGCAGGUCCAGUUCGGCACGACGGAGAUCCGACGACAGUGAAAUAAUAGCCCCUGAUAACGAGGACGGGGACUCUGUGAGCGCGGGCGGCUCAGUCAGUGAUGAGGAAGAUAUGGCAUACACGCAAAUCAAAAGAAUCAAACUGCACCCUUUAGAUUUGACGACCAAAGUGUGACGUCUCCUUUAUAGACAUUAAUAAAUAUCGUUACGAUGAACUUUAUAUUAUAUUGUUAUUAAGAAAGGCCAGUAAAUCGGAUUGUGAUUUUAAAAAUAAGUAUAAAAAUGACUUUUUGGGCGAAGUUUGUUUGUUAUCGAUUGAUUAAAGAGUCUAUCCCAAAUACUUAAGUUAAGUAGCGUUUAAUGUGUUGACGAUAGUUAGGCCCGGUUGAAGGUUCGUGUACAAAUCUGUUGUAAAUAUUAAAUUAUUUCGUAACGUAUAAGCGAUAGGUUAAUUGUUGGGUUACUGUGGAGUACAGCCGGGUGUCGCAACCAACUUUUGCUUCAGAAAUGGAUAAAUAUAUUUUUGUAUAAUUUGGAAUAUAAUUUAUAUGAUUUAGUAGAAUUUUUUCAUUGUUUUUGAUAUAACGUGACAUGACGUUUGUGAAUUUUGAAAUGUGUUUACGUUCGGGUGCAUUGUGAAACUAUCACUAUAAUGUAAGUUAAUACUAAAACUGCACCUGACUU